AGGAAGAACCUGGGAGGGGGGCGCUUUGGGAAAAGUGUGACUUUUAGAAUUAUACCUUCCAAAACUCAUUGUCAUCCCGCGUCCCUUCCCCCGCACCCAUCGUAAAUCGCGCCUAUAAAUAACUGGACAGAGACAGAAGGGAUCCCAGCUGGCCUGGCGGCGGCUGCUGCUACUAUCACUCCCCAGCAGACGUGGGUCCGAUGCGGGCAGCAGCGCCAGGGUGGGCCACCCGCGCCCACGAUACGCCCAGCGACUGCUCUCUCUCGGCAGCCUGCCUGCUCCAGGCUGAGCUGGUAAACUAUGAACGAGUCAAGGAGUAUUGCCUCAAAGUCUUGAAGAAGGAAGGGGAGAACUUCAAGGCUCUUUACCGGUCUGGUGUGGCCUUCUACCACCUUGGGGACUAUGACAAAGCACUCUACUACCUGAAAGAAGCAAGGACCCGACAGCCAACAGACACCAACGUGAUUCGGUAUAUCCAGCUGACGGAGAUGAAGCUCAGCAGAUGCUCCCAGAGAGAGAAGGAAGCCAUUUAACUACAACACCUCUCUAGACUUGCACUUGCGCCCGACCCUGGACUUGUAGGCAUCCCCUGGCAGAGAGCCCCUCCCUGGGUUCUGGUCCUUUCUCCCAACUCCUUCCACCAGCCCCCCUUCCCCCUCCCCCCCACCCUUCCAUCUCUUCUUCCUGUUGCCCCUCAACUAUUGUCUACUCCCAGUGUGAAAAGAAGGAGAUGAAAAUUUGGAAUCUGGUGGGUUGCCCUGACAAUGGAGAUAUCUUCUUCUCUAGCGGGUCAGCCACUGAGAGGGACCUGAGCUCUGUGGGGACAGCCGGGGAGGACUCUCACAGACCAGGAAUGCCUGGGUUGCUGACAGAGGCAGAUCCUGACGGUUUACCAUCCCAAAGGCAGUACGCAUGGAACCCAUGGCUGGACCCUGCACACCUUUCUGACAGACCAGAGCAUCUCAAGGCAAUUGUGACAGAUCCAGGAUUGAGACAAACACCAGGAGCUCUGGUUAAGGCAGGAGAGAGACCGUGAACUUGUACACUGGAUUUCCCCACCUCUACCCCCAGUAGCCUCCGCCCCUGCCUCUCUUCCUUGUCUUGGCUUGUGCUUUCUUCUCUUGCCCUUGGGGAUCUGAGACUGUGCCAGGAUUCACAUGCCAUUGACACCCACUCUCAGUGCCCUCUGGUGACCACACAUACCAUCCUCCCAUCCCCCCAGCAGGCAGCUGUGACAGCAGAAGGGCAGGGUCAAGUGGGCCAAGGGUUGACCACUAAGGGGAUGUGGGGAGGGAGAGGUGACGUCCAGGGGAGAGAGCAUUGUAUAGACUGGGCUACUCAUUAAGUGUAAAUAAAAAUAAAUUAACAGGCAGAAACUCCUGUCAUUUCUGUUGGAAGCAGCCCACUCCCCCACUGUUACUCCCUCCCCCAGCGAACUCACUCAGAGCUACUUCCAGCCAGGCAGGAUGGGGCUUCCCCAAAGGCCAUUUGUUCCCUGGUCUACAGCAUUGGCUGCCUCCUCUGUGUGUUAGAGUAGGCUGGGUUGGGGAUUCUGCCCAGGGAGUUGGCUUUGUGGGACUUUGUGGGACUUGUACAGCCUCUUUGAUGACAUUAGCUGGACUCAAUAUCUAGCACAGAGAAUGUGUUCAACAAAUAUUUGUUGAAUGAAUAAAUUAUGACUGCAGACUGGCUCUCCUGCCUUAAACUAAUUUUAUCCCAGCCUAGUCUCCUGAUAUCUAUGCUCUUCAUGCCAUGUUGCUUCAGUCAAAUAAGAAACAUUUCCUGAGGGCUUCUUGUUUGCCUACCAUUGUGCAAUAUGCUGUGGGACAUAGGACGUGGUCCUAUGGAAGAGUUCAGAAAUACUCGUGUGAGAUUAUUACCAAUGACACCUUUCAUUUAUAUGAUGCUUUAAAUUUUUCAAAGCACUUUCAUGUAUCUUCCGUGUGAUUAGUGAAAGAAACAGUAUUGUACAAAUUAAAAUAUAUACAGAUGCAAUAAUGUUCAUAGUUAGCAUUUAUUAAAUGCACUAUCCUCA
Myotis lucifugus (little brown bat) is the source of this 2035-nucleotide messenger RNA. It is a transcript of the gene TTC9, whose product is annotated as tetratricopeptide repeat domain 9. The record is from RefSeq and is a predicted model, not a curated record. Bases 201 to 533 code for a protein of 110 amino acids. Gene Ontology annotation, molecular function: protein binding. Lineage: Eukaryota; Metazoa; Chordata; Mammalia; Chiroptera; Vespertilionidae. The transcript is spliced from 3 exons.